GGAGGAGGAGGAGGAGGAGGAGGAGGAGAAGGCUGCUGUACGAAGUCGGGCGCGCUGUCCGUGCAGGCAGCCGAGAGGAAGGAGGGGAAACAUGCCAUGCCUGCCCCGACUCCCCUCCGCUGCGCGGCUGCGACUUCACCGCCCUGCCGCCGGCUGCUGACCCUUCGCCCGCCGCCUGAAAGCUCGUGCCUAUCGCGGCGAUUAUCACUCUUGUCCACUCCGAGGGCGGGAGAGGCGGCGGCGGGCAGGCGCGACAGACAAUGGCGGCGGCUGCUCCUGCCGCCGCCAACAGCGGCAGCAGCAGCCCAGCUCGUGCCAACAACGGCGGCGGCGGCGGCACAUUCCACCAGCAGCUGGAGCCCUGCCUGAGGAAGCCACCGCCGCCGCCGCCGCGCAUGGACCCCCGGCGCAGGCAGGCAGCGCUCUCUUUCCUCACCAACAUCUCGCUGGACGGGCGGCCCGCCGUGCCGCAAGACGACGAGGGCGGCGUCGGAGGAGGAGGCGGCGGUGAACAGAGCGGCGUCGGUGCUGCAGCACUGGCGGCCGCGAGGGUGGCUUCUGCAGCAGCAGCCUGCAGUAACGGCAGCGCUAGGACUCGCCACAGCCUGGGCGCUUUCCAGCCCGUCGCCCCGCAGGCUUACCCCAGCGCCUCCUGCAGCGGCGGCGGCGCCAGGCUCACGAGCCCCUCGAGGGUGGCUGGGCAGCAGCAGCAGCAGGAAGAGGACGAGGAUGAGGACGAAGAUGCCUUCGCUCCCGUGCAGGUGCCCGCCGCCGCCGCCGCCGCCUUCCUGGGCUCCUGCGGGACCCCCUCGGCGGGCGGCGCAAGAGGUCGCCUCAACUCUUUCACUCAGGGAAUCCUGCCCGUCUCCUUCGCCAGAGCCGUCCCGCAGAACUAUUGCUGCCUCGAGCAAGGCCCUGCGGGCACCAGCGCCUUCGAGCUCCAGAGGUCCCGACGUCGGUUGAUUUCCCAAAGGUCUUCACUGGAGACUUUAGAAGAUAUUGAGGAAAAUGCUCCUUUACGGAGAUGCCGAACUCUGUCAGGCUCACCCAGACCAAAGAACUUUAAGAAGGUUCAUUUCAUCAAGAACAUGCGACAGAAUGAUACAAGGAAUGGCAGAAUAGUCCUUAUUAGUGGCAGAAGAUCCUUCUGCAGCAUAUUUUCAGUGCUGCCGUAUCGGGACUGUAGCCAUGUUGGGGAUAUGAAAGCAGAAGGUGGGAGGCCAUGCCAUUCUGCGGCAGGAGUUUGCUUGAAAGACAUAGUUGGCCUUGAAGGUGUGGAAUUGGGAGCCAAUGGGAAGACUGUUUCUUACACCCAGUUUCUCUUCUCAACCAACGCUUUGGGAGGACGAAGAAACACGAUAGACUCCACCUCAUCCUUCUCACAAUUUCGCAAUGCAAGCCAUCGUAGCCUUUCAUUGGGAAGGGCUAACAGCACCCAAGGGAGCAUGGAUGGAGGCAGUGACCUAGGAGAUUAUAUUGAAUACGACCCUAAUCUUUUGGAUGAUCCUCAGUGGCCGUGUGGGAAGCACAAGCGGGUGUUAAUAUUCCCUUCAUAUAUGACAACAGUAAUUGAUUAUGUGAAGCCAUCAGACCUUAAGAAAGAUAUGAAUGAGACCUUCAAGGAAAAGUUUCCUUACAUCAAGCUGACACUCAGUAAAAUAAGAAGCCUGAAGCGAGAGAUGCGCAAACUAGCUCAAGAAGAGUGUGGUUUUGAGGAACCCACCGUGGCUAUGGCCUUCGUCUAUUUUGAGAAGCUUGCUCUCAAGGGGAAACUCAACAAGCAGAACAGAAAGCUCUGCGCUGGAGCAUGUGUCCUACUAGCUGCCAAAAUUGGCAGUGACCUCAAAAAGCAUGAUGUGAAACAUCUUAUCGACAAACUGGAAGAGAAGUUCCGAUUGAACAGGAGGGAGCUGAUUGCCUUUGAAUUCCCAGUGUUAGUGGCCUUGGAAUUUGCUCUCCAUCUACCUGAACAUGAAGUGAUGCCACAUUAUAGACGCUUGGUCCAGAAUUCCUAGCACUGGCUACCCUUCCGAGAAGAGGGAGGGGUUUAAAAACUUUUUUUUCCCUGUUGAGCUCAGAAGAGCAGCAGUUACUACUGGAAAUGCAAAAAUGGGGGCACAGAUGCCCCAACACCCUUUAUUCUCUUUUCAGUGCAGCUUUUCAACCUGAUCGUAGGAAUAAUUCCUUAAGACUCUCAGGCUAGACAAACUUUUAACUACUCGAUGCAAGUGAUGAAUGAGUUGCAUGUGAGUGAACAGUGGGUGGAGCAGAUUCACACCACUUGGACAAAAAAAGAACUUCCUUGAGUUCCCCAUAAACUUUCCUGCAAGGAGAAGGAAG
Molecule: messenger RNA, 2340 nt
Organism: Lacerta agilis (Sand lizard)
Lineage: Eukaryota; Metazoa; Chordata; Lepidosauria; Squamata; Lacertidae
Gene: CABLES1
Product: Cdk5 and Abl enzyme substrate 1
Exons: 10
Coding region: 261-2015 (584 amino acids)
Biological process (GO): nervous system development; regulation of cell cycle
Cellular component (GO): cytosol
Source: RefSeq, a predicted model, not a curated record